UUUGUGUCGGCAGCGGGGCCAUGGCCGGGGCCGGGAGCGCAGCGCGGAGGCUGCUCCAGCCCUGCAGCCCGCGGGGCAGCGCGGAGGUACCAAAAAAGCAUCUGGCCCCUCUGGGAAAAGAGAGAGAAGCAGCCAAAGCCGAGGAGGAGCGGCAAAGCGAGGAGCUGCUGAAACAGACGGAAGCCGAGAGGCAGAAGAUCGUCUGGGAGUGGCAGGAGCUGCGAGGGUUUCUGGAGGAGCAGGAGCAGCAGAUGCUGUCCCGGCUGGAAGAGCUAGAGAGAGCCAUUGUCCAGAAAAGGGAUGAGGGCAUCUGCAGCCUGUCCUGGGAGAUUUCCCUGCUCAGUGAGAGGGGAGGAGAGAAGGGGCAGCAGCCGCUGAGCCAACCCCUGCAGGGUGCUGGGAGCACUGGGGGCAGCAGGGAGGACGGGAUGUUUCGGAAGCCGGAGCCGGGGUUAAUGGAGCUGGAGAAGAGACUCAGCGAUUUCUCUCUGAAAAGUGCCAUGCUGCAGGAGGUGCUGCUGGGAUUCAAAGAGACGCUGCGAUGGGGACUGGGGAGCGACACAGCCAUCCCGAUGAUCAUUAAUUUCUGGGAAACAUCUUCAGCAGAAUUAUUUGAAGGUCUUGCAUCAGAGAGUAAAGGUACAGAGGCAGUGGCCUGUGAGAAACAGGGUGGAAGAGUAACGCACACCUUAGGCUCCAGAUUGUCCCAGCCUCCCACGGGACAAGGAAAGGAAAUGGCUGUAAUGGAGCCAGCCCAGGGGCCAGUGACCUUCGAGGAGGUGGCUGUGUAUUUCACCAGGGAAGAGUGGGCUCUGCUGGACCCCCGUCAAAGAGCCCUCUGCAGAGACGUCAUGCAGGAGAACUAUGAGAAUGUGACCUCGCUGGCAGGUGAUGCAAUGGUAUGUGAGAAAGAGGAACAGAAUUCUCAGCAGGAAAAUGUUGAGCAAGUGGAUAAACACAGAGCAUUAUCGCAAAGAUUGAAAAGGAAUGUGUCCAGGAGUCAUGAGCAGGGAAAAUCCUGUGAGAUUCAGCACAGACCAGAAAAAGAGCAGGGAAACCAGCCAGGGGAGAAAGUGGGUAAAUGUAUUUCCUGUCAGGGAACUCAGAAGGACCUCAAGGAAACCACAAAACAGCAGGAAAUCCUCAUGGGAAAGAGAAAAAAUACAUGCACUGAGUGUGGGAAAAACUUACGUGACUACUCAGCCCAUAUAAAGCAUCAGAGAAUCCACACAGGGGAGAGGCCCUAUGAAUGCACUGAAUGUGGAAAACUCUUCACUAAGAGUUCAGGCCUUUCUGAACAUCAGCGAAUCCAUACAGGGGAGAGACCCUAUGAAUGCAAUGAAUGUGGAAAACGCUUCACUAAGAGCUCAGCCCUUUCUGAACAUCAGAGAAUCCACACAGGGGAGAGACCCUAUAAAUGCCGUGAAUGUGGAAAAUGCUUCACUAACACCUCAGGCCUUUCUAAACAUCAGCGAAUCCACACAGGGGAGAGACCCUAUGAAUGCAGUGACUGUGGAAAAUGCUUCACUAAGAGUUCAGCCCUUUCUGAACAUCAGAGAAUCCACACAGGGGAGAGGCCCUAUGAAUGCAGUGAGUGUGGAAAAACCUUCAAUCGCAGCUCAAACCUUAUUACCCAUCAGACAAUCCACACAGGGGAGAGGCCCUAUAAAUGCCAUGAGUGUGAAAAAUGCUUCCUUAGCAGCUCAGCCCUUUCUAAACAUCAGAGAAUCCACACAGGGGAGAGACCGUAUGAAUGCAGUGAGUGUGGGAAAUGCUUCACUAACACCUCAGCCCUUUCUGAACAUCAGAGAAUCCACACAGGCGAGAGGCCCUAUGAAUGUCGUGAGUGUGGGAAAACCUUCAAUCGCAGCUCAAACCUUAUUACCCAUCAGACAAUCCACACAGGGGAGAGGCCCUAUAAAUGCCGUGAGUGUGGAAAAUACUUCACUAAGAGCUCAGCCCUUUCUGAACAUCAGAGAAUCCACACCGGGGAGAGGCCCUUUGAAUGCUGUGAGUGUGGAAAAUGCUUCACUAACACCUCAGCCCUUUCUAAACAUCAGAGAAUCCACACAGGCGAGAGGCCUUAUGAAUGCCGUGAGUGUGGGAAAACUUUCAAUCGCAGCUCAAACCUUAUUACCCAUCAGACAAUCCACACGGAGAGGCCCUAUAAAUGCCGUGACUAUGGAAAAUACUUCACUAAGAACUCAGCCCUUUCUGAACAUCAGACAAACCACACAGGGGAGAGGCCCUAUGAAUGCCGUGAGUGUGGGAAUACCUUUUCUUGGCACUCAGCCCAUGUUAGCCAUCAGAGAAUCUGCAAGGGAGAUCAACACCAUAAAAACCUCUAGGGCUAUCAAUACUUUUUUACUUUAAUAUUUUUCCUGAUUCCCACAUAGUAACUUUUAAAGCUGCUUGAACUGUUUGCAGCACCGUUAUCCCUCAGCUUGUCCAGUUGAGUGGUCCAUUUUUUCCUUUUGAAGUUUACCCUGUUUUGAGGUUGACCCAUUUGUCCUUUCUAUCAACUCAGUUGUCCCAUGAGUAAUUCGAGUGUGCCCUUCCUAUCAGGAGCCAGAGAGCAUCACAUUUAUACUGUUCCUCCUAUUGCCAAGUUAUUGUUAGAAUCACCAAUGAUACAGAUUGUAUCAUUGCCAGUUGUUCUCACAUUGCUCUGGGUUGUGCUGAAGAGCAGUUAUAUUGGGACCUUUUUAAAUUAUAUUUAAAUGAAGAGGAGCCAGGGGCAGGAAAAAAAGUGUCAUUUCAGCCUCUGUGACACUGGAAGGAGAUGGAGUGACUCAGACAUUCCCUCCCCCAUCACUGCAGAACUGUUACCUUUUGUCUGAGCCAUGCAGAGUUUAUCUUCAUCACAUUCUGUCCAUACACUUCUCAAAGUGUCAUGUGAUGUAGCGUUCUCAGUUGUCUGUGCUUGGAGAUGAUACUUUGACUUCUUUAAUCCUAUAUCAGAGUCGCUAUGACUGGAGAUGAAAGUGUUAAGGGGAAUUCAAAUGGAUCCCAAACACAGUGUGAUCAUUUGGAGUUUAAGUCCCAGGUUUCAUCUACUGGUAAAGCCACUUCUGGCAAGGUGGCUGUUUUUUCCCCAUUAUGCAAAUGCUAGGAUAAUAAAAAUGUUGUAAAAACAUAA
Messenger RNA from Malaclemys terrapin pileata, 3139 nucleotides. Its product is annotated as zinc finger protein 436-like. Lineage: Eukaryota; Metazoa; Chordata; Testudines; Emydidae. Gene Ontology annotation, biological process: regulation of DNA-templated transcription. The record is from RefSeq and is a predicted model, not a curated record.